Molecule: messenger RNA, 3189 nt
Organism: Penicillium longicatenatum
Lineage: Eukaryota; Fungi; Ascomycota; Eurotiomycetes; Eurotiales; Aspergillaceae
Product: putative mitochondrial translation initiation factor IF-2
Exons: 3
Coding region: 1-3189 (1062 amino acids)
Molecular function (GO): GTPase activity; translation initiation factor activity; GTP binding
Source: RefSeq, a predicted model, not a curated record
AUGGCUCCCAAGAAGAAGGGAAACAAGCGCCAGGACGAGGACUGGGAGGCUGAGCUCGGCGAGGCGGCCCCUACCGUUGAUACCCCCACCAACGACCAGACUGAGGAUGGUGCUGAGGCUGGCGAAGAAGCUCCUGCCGCUGGUGGCCUGAUGGCUGCCUUGCGGAAGAAUAAGGAGAAGAAGAAGAAGAAGGGCAAGCCUGUCAACGACUUUGUUGAGGGCGAGGAUGCUGCCGAUACUGCCGCCGAACCUGCAGUCGAUCUUGCUAGCAAGCAGCCCGAGGAGGGCAAUUUCGAUGAGGAUGAUGUAUUUGCUGGCAAGCCUAAGAAGCCCAUCAAGGCCCCAGCUCCAGCUGCCGAGCCCGAAGAGGGAGAAUUCCGCGUCAAGUCCAAGAAAGAGAAGGAGAAGGAGAAGAAGGAGCGUGAGAAGCAAAGGAAGAAGGAGCAGGCUGCCUUGAAGAAGAAGUCUACCCCUGCCCAGGAAAAGGCCGAGGCCGCUAAGGCCGCCGCUGAAACCAAGAAAGAAGAGGCCGCUCCGGCUCCUGCUGUCGAGACUGGAGGCAAGAAGAAGAAGCUUCCGCCCCACCUUGCUGCUCUUCAGAAGCAGCAGGAGCUGCUUCGCCAGCAGCGUGAGGAGGAAGAGCGUAUCGCCGCGGAAGAGAAGAAGGCCGCGGAAGAGCAGGCGCGCUUAGAUGCUGAAGAAGAAGCUAAGCGCGAGGCCGCUCGUGCCUUGAAGAAGGAGCGUGAGCGUGAGAAGAAGGAGCAGCUGCGCAAGGAGGGCAAACUUCUUACCAAGGCUCAGAAGGAAGCCAAGGAGCGCAAUGAGAGGCGCAUGCAGCAGAUGCUUGCGGCCGGUGUUGGCAAGGUUGCUGGUCUUGAGGAAGGUGGUGCCGACAAGAAGCGCCCUGUCUACGAAAACCGCAAGAAAAAGGGUGGCAAGAAGCAAGAGGAGGUCGAUCUUGAAGCUGCUGCCGAACGUGCACGCCUCCAGCGUGAAGCUGAGGAUGCACGCCGGAAAAAGGAGGCUGAGGAGAAGGCCAAGGCUGAAGCCGCGGCCGCUGCUGCUAAGGCUCCUGCCGAAGACGAUGAUGCCGUUGAUGACUGGGAGAAGGCUGCCGAGGAUGAUGACGACGUGAAGGACAGCUGGGACGCUCCUACUGAUGACGAGGAGGAGAAGAAGCCCGCGGUUAACGGCGCUACCGAGGAGAAGAAGGAAGAGCAAGAAGAGGAUGGUGAGGAGGAAGAUUCUGACGAAGACUCCGAUGAAGAUUCCGAUGAUGACUCUUCCUCCGAGGAUGAGGAGCAGUCUGCUAACCAAAGAGCCAUUGCCCAGAGGAAGGCCGAGGCUGCUGAUCGGCGACAGAAGCUGCACGAGGAGGCUCUUGCGGCCCGCUCUAAGGACAACCUGCGCUCUCCUAUUUGCUGUAUUCUUGGUCACGUCGAUACUGGUAAGACCAAGCUGCUGGAUAAGAUUCGUCAAACCAAUGUGCAGGAGGGUGAAGCUGGUGGUAUUACCCAGCAAAUCGGUGCUACUUACUUCCCCGUCGAUGCCUUGAAGCAGAAGACUGCUGUUGUGAACAAGGAUGGCAAGUUCGAGUUCAAGGUCCCUGGUCUCUUGAUCAUCGAUACCCCUGGUCACGAGUCUUUCUCCAAUCUGCGUUCAAGAGGUUCUUCCCUUUGCAACAUUGCCAUUCUGGUUGUCGAUAUCAUGCACGGAUUGGAGCCCCAGACUUUGGAAUCCAUGCGCUUGCUGCGUGACCGCAAGACUCCUUUCAUUGUAGCCCUCAACAAGAUCGAUCGUCUGUACGGCUGGAAGAAGAUUGACAACAACGGUUUCGAGGACAGUUUGUCGAUGCAGAACAAGGGUGUCCAGAACGAGUUCCGCACCCGCUUGGAAGCCACCAAGCUCGCCUUCGCCGAGCAGGGUUUCAACUCCGAACUCUUCUUCGAGAACAAGUCCAUGGCCCGGAACGUGUCCCUUGUUCCCACCUCCGCCCACACUGGUGAGGGUAUUCCUGACAUGCUGAAGCUUCUCACAACUCUCUCCCAGGAGCGUAUGACCAACUCCCUGAUGUACUUGUCUGAGGUCGAGUGUACUGUUCUGGAAGUCAAGGUCAUUGAAGGUCUUGGUACCACAAUUGACGUUGUUUUGUCCAACGGUAUCCUGCGUGAGGGUGACCGAAUCGUUUUGUGCGGUCUGAAUGGUGCUAUCACAACCAAUAUUCGAGCACUGUUAACACCGGCACCACUCAAAGAACUCCGUCUGAAGUCUCAGUACGUUCACAACAAGGAGGUUAAGGCUGCUUUGGGUGUCAAGAUCGCUGCCAACGACCUGGAGAACGCUAUUGCUGGUUCCCGUCUAAUGGUUGUGGGCCCUGAUGAUGACGAGGAGGAUCUGGAGGACGAGAUCAUGUCUGAUCUUGAGAACCUCCUCAGCCGCGUCUCCACGGAUAACCGUGGUGUCACUGUCCAGGCUUCCACUCUUGGUUCUCUGGAGGCCCUUCUGGAGUUCUUGAAGGUCUCGAAGAUUCCCGUGGCCAACAUCUCUAUUGGUCCUGUCUUUAAGCGUGAUGUCAUGAUGGCUGGAACUAUGUUGGAGAAGGCCAAGGAGUACGCAGUCAUGCUGUGCUUCGACGUUCGGGUUGACAAGGACGCUGCUGCCUACGCUGCUGAGGUCGGCGUUAAGAUCUUUACUGCCGACAUUAUUUACCACCUGUUCGACGACUUCACCAAGCACAUGGCGGAGCUGACUGAACAGCGCAAGGAGGAGAGCAAGUUGCUUGCUGUCUUCCCCUGCGUGAUCAGCCCUGUUGCUGUCUUCAACAAGAAGGAUCCCAUUGUCAUUGGUAUCGAUGUUCUCGAGGGUAGCUUGCGAAUGCACACCCCGCUGGCCGCUGUGCGAACUAACGCCGACGGUAAAAAGGAAAUCAUUAACAUUGGCCGAGUGACAUCCAUUGAGCGCGACCACAAGGCUAUCCCUGUCUGUAAGAAGGGUCAGCCCUCGGUUGCCGUCAAGGUCGAGGGCCCCAACCAGCCCAUGUACGGCCGCCAGCUUGAGGAGAAGGACCAAUUGUACUCUGUCAUCUCCCGUGCCAGUAUCGACACUCUCAAGGAGUUCUACCGUGCCGAGGUCACUAUGGAGGAGUGGGGUCUGGUCAAGAAGCUCAAGCCCGUUUUCGACAUUCCAUGA